Molecule: messenger RNA, 2625 nt
Organism: Acinonyx jubatus (cheetah)
Lineage: Eukaryota; Metazoa; Chordata; Mammalia; Carnivora; Felidae
Gene: TOM1
Product: target of myb1 membrane trafficking protein
Exons: 17
Coding region: 359-1885 (508 amino acids)
Biological process (GO): signal transduction
Cellular component (GO): membrane; endosome
Molecular function (GO): ubiquitin binding; clathrin binding; phosphatidylinositol binding
Source: RefSeq, a predicted model, not a curated record
UCAACAUGUCUUUAAGUUUGUCCGUGAACCCACCUGAUGUGACCCUGCGUAGCACCUUCCGGUGACUCCAAUGACAGCAGUAUGGGGUCAGAGCUUGGAUCUUGCAUCAGAAGAUCUGGGUUCAUGUGCCAGCUCUGCCCCUUCCCGGCACUUCCUGUGUCCCCCGGGCAAGUGACGGAGCCUCUGGGGGACGCCUGCCUCCAUGAACAUGGCAAAGGCCACUGAAAAGUGCUGUGGAGAACCAAACUGCCGUUAGAAGACUGGCCUCUUGGACGAGGGAAUUCGCCAGCAGACAGACUCUGGACUCGAGCCGCAUCUGUUCCCUAGGUCUCCUGCCUGCUGACCUGCCCACAUUCACAUGAGCCAAUCCAAUAAAAUAAAUUUCUCUCAACAGAUGGAGAGAGAGAAGGCUACAGAUGGCUCCCUGCAGAGCGAGGACUGGGCCCUCAACAUGGAGAUCUGUGACAUCAUCAACGAGACUGAGGAAGGUCCCAAAGAUGCCUUCCGAGCAGUGAAGAAAAGAAUUGUAGGGAAUAAGAACUUCCACGAGGUGAUGCUGGCUCUCACGGUCUUGGAAACCUGCGUCAAGAACUGCGGGCACCGCUUCCACGUGCUGGUGGCCAGCCAGGACUUUGUGGAGGGCGUGCUGGUGAGGACGAUCCUGCCCAAGAACAACCCACCCACCAUCGUGCACGACAAGGUGCUAAACCUCAUCCAGUCCUGGGCUGACGCGUUCCGCAGCUCGCCCGACUUGACGGGUGUGGUCGCCGUCUACGAGGACCUGCGGAGGAAGGGCCUGGACUUCCCGAUGACCGACCUGGACAUGCUGUCGCCCAUCCACACGCCCCAGAGGACCGUGUUCAGCUCAGAGGCGCCAUCAGGGCAGAAUUCUGUGGGCACUGAUGCCAGCCAUGGAGGAGACUCCACCCAGCACACCGCCCCCCUGCCCGUCCCGGCCGCACUCCCCAGUGACACACCCAUCACGCCAACCCCUGAGCAGAUUGGGAAGCUGCGCAGCGAGCUCGAGAUGGUGAGUGGGAACGUGAGGGUGAUGUCAGAGAUGCUGACGGAGCUGGUCCCCACCCAGGCAGAGCCUGCAGACGUGGAGCUGCUACAGGAGCUCAAUAGGACGUGCCGAGCCAUGCAGCUGCGGGUCCUGGAGCUCAUCCCCCGAAUCGCCAAUGAGCAGCUCACGGAGGAGCUGCUCAUCGUCAACGACAACCUCAACAACGUGUUCCUGCGCCACGAACGGUUUGAACGGUUCCGAACGGGCCAGACCGGCAAGGCCCCGCAGGAGGCCGAGGCGGCGGCCGACUUGAUCGACAUGGGCCCUGACCAGGCGGCCACCAGCAGCCUCUCGUCCCAGCUGGCGGGAAUGAACCUGGGCUCCAGCAGCGUGAGGGCUGGCCUGCAGUCUCUGGAGGCCUCGGGCCAACUGGAAGGCGAGUUUGACAUGUUUGCGCUGACCCGCGGCAGCUCUCUGGCUGACCAACGAAAAGAGGUGAAAUACGAAGCCCCCCAAGCAACAGACGGCCUGGCUGGAGCCCUAGAUGCCCGGCAGCAGAACACUGGAGCGAUGGGAGGCAGCCUUGAGAAGAGCCUCAGUGACUGGAUGAUGAGACAAGGCAUGAUCCCCGUCACCCAGGCCUGCCUCAUGGAGGACAUCGAGCAGUGGCUGUCCACUGACGUGGGGAAUGACACGGAGGAGCCCAAGGGCGUCACCAGCGAAGAAUUUGACAAGUUCCUGGAAGAACGGGCCAAAGCAGCCGAUCGGUUGCCCAACCUCUCCAGCCCCUCGGCCGAGGGGCCCCUGGGUCCCCCUCGUGGCGCUGCCCCUCGAAAGAAGACCCAGGAGAAAGAUGAGGACAUGCUGUUUGCCUUAUGAGCGUGGGGCCUGGCACCUGCAGCCUGAGCCCCCGCUGCUCCCACAGUCCCCGACGGGGGCCUGUUUCCCUCCUUCGGUGUUAAGGCUGCUUUGAGGAUGGCUUGUUACCCCCUCCUCUUCGCCUCGAGGAUAGGCUGACCCUGCUGUGGCCGCACCGCCUGGGCCGUGGAGAAACAGCUGGAUGAACCGGGGUAACGAGUCAGCUCUACAUUGGGAUCUUGGCCACCCCUGCCUCCUUCCCCACCCCAACCGACCACUACUUUGCUGAGACAGGCCGGCCGCUUGGUUGCCCGGAUGUGACUCCUUGUCCUAGGGGAUCCCCUCCCUGGACCCUUUCCACACUGCCAGUCGAGGCCUGGCUGGAGGCCAGAGGCAGCAGAAGCUUCUGUCGCAGCCUCCGGUCCAUUCCCCGGCCCCUGCCUCGUGGACCCCAAAGGCUUUGGCUAGCUGUCGAGGGCCGGCUGUGGGGGCCUCUGCCCAGCCGCACGCUGUCCAGGUACGAAGCUGUGUGUGGUGGGGGCAAGACCCCAGCAGCCCCAGGCCGCAAGGAGAGGCUCCUGGAGCACCUGUGGCCCCCACGACCUCCACUGCCUUUUCCUCCAUCAUCCUCCUCCUGUUCCUCCCGGUCAGGGCUCCACCGGGCACUGGGCCCACCCACCUGUUGAUUGACCUUCUUGUACUGGGAGAGGUGCCUUUUGUAGCCCCAAUUAAAGGUAGGAAAGCACCCUGCUGGCAACGCU